Molecule: messenger RNA, 3132 nt
Organism: Procambarus clarkii (red swamp crayfish)
Lineage: Eukaryota; Metazoa; Arthropoda; Malacostraca; Decapoda; Cambaridae
Product: aspartate beta-hydroxylase domain-containing protein 2
Cellular component (GO): membrane
Source: RefSeq, a predicted model, not a curated record
CUUGACAAGGCACUGACAGAACUGGUGAAGUGCACGUAUCCCGCGCGUAAACAGUAUCAGGUCCCAGCGGUGCUCUGAAGAAACACAUUGAAUUCAUUGAUUGAAGGACUUUAAUAGAUAUACAGCAAGAAACUUAACCUUGAAUUUGUUGAAUGGGCAUCAAAGAAUGUUGUACGACAUUCCUGGCAGGACUGCCAGACCCUGCUCUACCCUUCCUGCCCUCCCUCAUACUUGGGACCUGCUUCGCAGCGUUCUUUCUCCUCUUAUUUUACAAGAAAAGCACAAAUUUGCCAUUGAAGAUCAUACUUAUACACAUACUUAAGAAGGUGCUUUAUUUACUACCAAACCAAGAUCAUUCUGAGAGUGAAGCUUGUCACAAUCCUGAUUGUGUUCGCUGUCAUAAAUAUGCAGAACUCAAAGUACAGAUUGUUAAUAAAUGGAAGAAUAUCAGAGCAAGUAAAUCUAAAUUUGUGUCAAGUCAGCUAGAAGAAGCUGUCAAUAAAAUUGUAUGUGAAAUUAACCCGGCACAGAAGCUAGAUGUGAAUGAUGAACCCACCAAGAGAAAAAUCAAAGCACCCAAUAUCGAGCUUCAAAAUCCAACCAUCUUCAAAAUGGACCUUACCGCAAACCCAUACUGGAAUGAUUUUAUGGUUUACCAGAAGGACCUCAGGUUUUUAAAGCUGAAUUUCUCAAUAAUUUUAAAGGAAUUUAUAUCUGUCUUUGAGGCUCUGCAAAAAGGUGACAACUGGGGCUGGAAACUAAACGAUAUUGCCGAGGGACAUUGGUGCAUUUUUCCAUUUAUCGAUCAGGGACUUGUGAAUGAAUCAAACUGUAAAAGAUGUCCAAAUGUUGCAGCGAUACUGGACACGCUGCCGUCUCUCAUGAAAGACUGCGUGUUUGGAAACGCCUGCUUUUCCAUCCUCUAUCCAGACUCCAAUAUUAAGGCACACCAUGGUCCUAGCAAUAUACGACUGAGGUGUCAUUUGGGACUGCGCAUUCCAGAUGGCUGUUGGUUAGAAGUUGCUGGAACUCAGUACAAGUGGAAGGUGGAAGAGACAGUGGUCUUUGAUGAUUCUUUUGAACAUUCUGCUACAUUUGUGAACCAAUCAAGCUCCUCACAUGCCUAUCCCAGGGCAGUACUCAUGGUUGACUUUUGGCACCCUGAUCUUACGUCAGAAGACAAAGAAGUAUUAUCGGAGUUAUUAGCUCCAUAGAACUGUAUCUGAUGUAAUCUCCAUGUCUAGUCUGAGUCAGAAUGCGAAAAUAGCUGAAAAUUUUGAUUAAAUAAUCUUGACAGCAUAGGCCUACUUCUUUUUUUAAUACUUUUCACAUAACACCAUUCCAAAUUUUGUUAGUUAAAAUAGUAGUAGUAGAAGUAAAAGUAAGUAGAAGUAAAAAUAGUAGUAGUAGAAGUAGAAUAUAUUUAUAUAUUUAGUAGAAUAUUUUAGCAGAAUACAAUUGUGUAGGUGUUUUAUUUUUAAGUGGAGUACUGUACUUUGCAUUAUGACUUAUUUAACAGUACUAAUUCUGUCUCUCAGUGUUGGCUGUUCAUAAGGAGCUACACAAAUUUUACAGCAUUGCUGAAACACGAAGAAGUAAAGAUAGUUUUGGAAUUGAUUUUGUAAGCAAAAUGAAUGGCAUUUUAAUUUCAGGCUUUUCAGUGGAUGAUAUUGGCCACAUGCAGCUAACUUGAGGACACUUAAAUAAGCAAAGACCUCCACCUUACUGUCAGAACUACAUUGUCCUGAUAACAGUCACUCAACACCAACAAUGUCCUGAUUUUCUGGUUAAUUAAAAAUCAUUUAUUCCUCACUAAUAUCCUUGAUGAAUCACCUUUGACACUAAACAUGUGAUGUCUUUAUGCUCUCAUACUGCCAUCCCGAAUGAUUGCUAGGAAUUAUUUAAUAUUCUCCAACGUAGACGGUGCUAAAUGGUCUUCCAGGCUUGACACACCUUCUUUGGACACUUACUUUUCAUCGGAUGUAAUGAACAAUUAUAAUUGUUAAUUAAUUAUAAUUGAACAAUUAUAAUUGUUCAUGCAUGUCAUUAUACACAGUAUUAGGCUAAUACUAUAAUGCACAGAAAUACUUUAUAUCCAGUUUACAGUGGCACCUUGUUCGAAUGGACUAAAUGGAACUGGGCCUAUUUUACCAAGGAUUCCUUGUCCAAGCAUUCUGCCAAUUUCCUGUCAUUUACUGCAAAAUGUUUUAUUUCUGACCCUAAUGAUAGAAUACAUCCCUGAAUAUAUUUAGACAACAAAAUUACAUAUAAAUUCUUCAAUUCAUUUUAAAUAUACUGUGCUGGAGAGGCAAAUUGAGUCAGAAAAGAUAAUAAUUUCAGAAAAAAAGGACUGAUACCUUAGAGAAGUGUAGAUUAAUUCUUCUACUCAAUUUUGCUAAAUGAAAUCAUAGAUUCAACUUUUUAUAUAGUUACCACCUGACUAAAAAUUUCACCAUUGCCAUUUUCCCCAUACUCAGCCCUAAAACAUUGUUUUACAAAAAGCUCCUUAAUCCUCCAACAGUGUAAUGUACAGUAUUACUAAAACGGAACUUAAUGAAUGAUCCCUCUCGCUUGAUUUUUUUUUUUUUUUUAGAUCUAUUACAAGUAUUGAUGUUAAUUUACACUUCAAUGAGCUUGUGAUCUGAAUAUGUCGUAUCUGAGAUUGUAAUGUCCCUGAUUAUUUCUUCAUUGUUUGUAAAGAUCAGAUCCAUAAUAUUUUUGGUUCUAGUUGGCUCUUGUUACCAGGUGGCUGAGCAAAAAUUUAUCACAGACUUUUAAGUAGUUCUCCGACCUGUAAUUGGUUAUUUACAAAUAUAUUUCCUGGUAUAUUAUUGGUAUUGGGUUUGUCAGAUUAUCAAGGCUAUUCUGUACUCACCUAGUUGUGCUUGUAGGGGUUGAGCUUCGGCUCUUUGGUCCCACUUCUUGACUGUCAAUCAACUGGUGUACAGAUUCCUGAUUUGUAUUCAUUAUGUUCUGUGAAUUCCUCAACUGCUGCAUCUGGCAGUUUGUAUAUCAGAAUAAUAACUUAAAUUCAUUUUCUUUGUUCUUACUCAAAGUACCUCUGCCACCUGAUCUGUAGAACUAAGGGGCUUUGAACAUACAAGGUUCUCUCCAAUAUACAAACCUACUCCU